Hibiscus syriacus is the source of this 1140-nucleotide messenger RNA. Its product is annotated as START domain-containing protein 10-like. Bases 321 to 1064 code for a protein of 247 amino acids. The record is from RefSeq and is a predicted model, not a curated record. The transcript has 5 exons. NCBI's taxonomy places the organism in Eukaryota, Viridiplantae, Streptophyta, Magnoliopsida, Malvales, Malvaceae. Gene Ontology annotation, molecular function: lipid binding.
UUUUAUCUAUAUUUAGAGAGAGAGAGACAAUCAUGGACCUUCUUCUGCCACUUCAUGUGCUUCUAUCACCUCUCCCCCACUCCCCAUUAUUCUACUCUCUUCCCUUCCCCUCGUAAUCAUUGCCCUUUUUACAAAAGAAGCAUUGGUGGGAUUUGAAUUACACUAAACAAUUGUGGAUGCCAACAUUCAAAUUUCAACAGAUAUCAAAAGAAAAUCCACACACCGAUUACUUUGCGUGUGUAUUUAUGACCUCCACCUCCUAAUUUGAUUCUUUUUUCAAAGUCGAAAAAGCAAUUAAUCAAAACUUUGGAACCUUGCAAAUGAAAACCAGUCCUGCAGCUUGCGGCCACCAGUCUUGGUCCAUCAGCGACGACUCGCUAAGAAGAUACGUCCAAUAUGCAAGCGAAAGCUGUAUACAGGAGCUGUUAAUGUCGGCUUCGGUCUCGACUUCAUCAGUUUCGGAGACGAACAAGUUGGGGAUUGGCGGUGACGGGUGGAAGAUCCUGACCUUUGAAAAUGGAGUAGAGAUAUCAAAGCGAAGGUCUGGAUCUCUUCACAUAUUCCGUAGCCGGUGGGUGCUCAGAUCUGUCUCGCCACAGCAGUUCAUCACUGUCGCCAACGCCAUAGAUGCUGCCAAGCAAUGGGACAGUGAGCUUGUAGAAGCUAGAUAUAUUAAAGAUCUUGAAGAUAACUUGAGCAUAAUUCGUCUUAGGUUUGGCGACAACUCAAAACCUCUCUUUAGAAACCGAGAAUUCAUAGUGUAUGAACGACGUGAAACCAUGGAAGAUGGCACUUUGGUUGUAGCAGUGGCCUCACUGCCCAAGGAAAUUGCUGCUGGUUUGCUUCCACAGCAACAUAAUGCAAUUAGAGGCUUAUUGCUGCAAUCAGGAUGGGUCGUGGAAAAGCUUGAAGAUAUUAACUCAUGUACUGUUACGUAUGUUGUUCAGCUCGAUCCUGCAGGAUGGCUUCCCAAGUGGUUUGUGAAUAGGCUUAACACCAAGCUAGUCAUGAUCAUUGAAAACCUCAGGAAACUGGUUCAAACCACUGAACCACAUUCUGGUUGAUAGUACAUACAGACUUUUACUAUUAUCAUAUACGAUAUCCAUUAUAUGUAUAUAUUAUGUUCAACUUUCUGCUCUA